AUGGACGAGAUUUCCAGACUCAUUGCUUUGAUGGAGUCUAUGAUUGCUGUUCAGAAUCAACCAUCUCCGCCUCCUGCAACUCCUCCUCCUCAGAGUCAGUGCCCUGCUCCUAAUGAUUUCACCGAAAUGGUGAACAUGGGGACGCGGUUGGAAGAAGGUGCCCGAGAAGGAUGGUUAUCUAGAGAUGAGGCUUCUACAAGCAAGAAAUACGGUGGUAGUUUCUCCAAAAGGAAGGAAGGGGGGACCAAUGCAGUGUCUAUGGGGAAGCAGAGGAGGCCUCUUAAUCCGAUUCAACCAAGAAAUCCUCCAUAUACUCCUGAACCUUUGCCAUGGUGGUUCAAACCAGAUCUUCACUGUGCCUUUCAUCAGGGAGCUCCCGGCUAUGACAUUGAAAACUACUAUCCUUUGAAGAAUGAGGUUCAGAAACUGAUCAAGAGCGACAUGAUGUCCUUUGAGGACCGAGCACCUAAUGUCAAAGAAAAUCUGUUGCCUGCUCAUGGAAAUGCUUCUGUGAACAUGGUAGAUGGAUGUCCUGGGAAUUUCAGGGUUUUCGAUGUUCGUCAUAUUCGCCAAUCUUUGGUAGAAAUCCAUAGAACUUUAUGCUUAAUCAGUAACUAUGAACAUGACCAUGAUGGUUGUGUUAUCUGCAGCGUUAAUCCUCAAGGAUGUGUAAUAGUCAAGAGGGGUAUUCAGAAACUGAUAGAUGAAGGUGUAAUUCAAAGUCAGCAGUCCAGGUAUAAGGGCAAUGAUGUGAAUGUUAUCGUACCAGUAUUAAAGACCCUCGAGCGGGUAGUUAUUCAGUUUGACAACAUCAAAAUUGUUAAUAGAUUGGCAUCGCCGUUGGUUAUAUGGUUAGCUGGCCCCAUCCCGUAUGAAUACGAUAAACACGUGCCUUAUAAAUACAAUGCUACUAUGAUCAAGAAUGGGCAAGAGGUUCCUCUUCCCACCGCGAAUUCAGUUGUAAGCAUUGCAGAUGUCGUCAAAGUGACCCGUAGUGGUCGUGUAUUUGGCCCUGUAUCUCUUAAAGUUGUGGAAUAUGUUACGGUGGGUAAGAAGACAGAUGUUCCUGCAGUUAAUGCUCCAACUUGUCAGCCUAGUGAAUCCAGUAGGUUGAAGAUUAAUGAUGAUGACGAGUUAUUGAUGAACUCCGAAGCGCAUAUAGAGGCUUUACAGAAAAUACUAGAGCAUGCCUACAUAGAGCAUGAUGUUGCAGUGGACCAGUUCGAUCCUAUUGUCGCUAACAUCACUUCAUGUAAUAAUCUUAGGUUUUAUGAUGAAGAACUUUCUGAGGAAGGUAGGAAUCACAACUUAGCGCUUCAUAUUUCAAUGAAUUGCAAAGAGGACACUCUGUCUAAUGUUUUGGUGGAUACUGGUUCGUUAUUGAAUGUGCUACCAAAAUCAAAUUUGGCAAGGCUGUCUUAUCAAGGCGCCCCUAUGAGGUAUAGUGGCAUGGUGGUAAUGGAAAUUCACCUGGCCUACAUCUGUUUGUUGGGAAGGCCAUGGAUCCACAAGGCUGGUGCCGUCACGUCGACGCUGCAUCAGAAGCUGAAAUUUGUUAAGAACGGAAAGCUCGUAAUUAUUGGUGGGGAGAAAGCGCUUUUAGUGAGCCAUCUAUCAUCCUUCACCUAUGUAGAAGCUAAAGAAAAAGUUGGAACAUCGUUCCAAGCCUUAUCUGUUGCUGUUGAAACUCAGAAGACUGGGGCAUCCAUGUCUUCUCUAAAAGAUGCAAGAGAUGUUGUUCAGGCUGGCGGCACCGACAAAUGA
This is a messenger RNA of Lathyrus oleraceus (garden pea), 1764 nucleotides long. RefSeq lists its product as uncharacterized. Bases 1 to 1764 code for a protein of 587 amino acids. Lineage: Eukaryota; Viridiplantae; Streptophyta; Magnoliopsida; Fabales; Fabaceae. The transcript is spliced from 6 exons. The record is from RefSeq and is a predicted model, not a curated record.